Molecule: messenger RNA, 1092 nt
Organism: Meleagris gallopavo (turkey)
Lineage: Eukaryota; Metazoa; Chordata; Aves; Galliformes; Phasianidae
Source: RefSeq, a predicted model, not a curated record
ACAGCCGGUGCCACGUGUCACCUGUUGUCACCUCCCCGCUGUCACCCGCCAGGUUUGGAUCAUUUACGGUGACGGCUCGCUGGGUUACAGCCUCGUGGAGUUCGACACCUUCGUGCGGCACAAGACUCCUGUCAUCGCUCUGGUGGGCAACGAUGCGUGCUGGAGUCAGAUUGCCAGGGAGCAGGUGGCCAUGCUGGGCAGCAACGUGGCGUGCGGCCUCGAGUUCGUGGGUGAGCGCUGUCCCCGCUGUCCCCGCUGUCCCCCCUCAUCUGGGGACACUCGGUGGCACUGUGUCACCGGGGAGUGGGUUGGGCUCUGCCUGGUGGCACCGUGGUGCCUUGCAUCGGGCCGUGCCUGGUGGCACUGCGCCACGGCUGCUGUCCCCAUGUCACCCUGGGGCACUCAGUCAUUUUGGUGGCACUGUUGUCACCUCCCCUUGUGCCACAUCUGCUGUCCCCAAGGCACCCUGGGGCACUCAGCCAUGCUUGGUGGCACCGUGUCACUUCGUGCCACGUCUGCUGUCCCCAUGUCACCCUAGGGACCAGGCCAUGCUUGGUAGCACUGUGUCACCUCACAUUGUGCCAUAUCUGCUGUCCCCGUGUCACCCUAGGGACCAGGCCAUGCCUGGUGGCACUGUUGUCACCUCACAUUGUGCCACAUCUGCUGUCCCCAAGGCACCUUGGGGCACUGAGCCAUGCUUGGUGGCACUGUGUCACCUCACCUUGUGCCAUGUCUGCUGUCCCCAUGUCACCCUGGGGCACUCAGCCAUUUUGGUGGCACCGUGUCACCUCACUUCGUGCCAUGCCUGCUGUCCCCAUGUCACCCUAAGGACCAGGCCAUGCCUGGUGGCACCGUGUCACCUCACCUUGUGCCAUGCCUGCUGUCCCCAUGUCACCCUAAGGACCAGGCCAUGCCUGGUGGCACUGUGUCACCUCACCUUGUGCCACGCCUGCUGUCCCCACGUCCCCUUGGUUCAGGCUGUGCCAGGUGACGCCGCCACCUCGGGGGGGUUUCCAUCCCCACACCCCCAUCUCCGAGGUCACCCCACACCGACCCACAUCCCCCAACCCCCCGCCCCCCUCUGUAUCGAAG